AUGUGCCUUGGGAUUACGGCGCAACAGGAUGACUUGACAGUGACCAUCGAGGUGCACUUUGAGUUCAACCGCUUUGAGCAGAUGAAAGUCAAGUACCCCUUGGAGGCCUUGAUGGCCGCAGAUGUCUGGCCCAAUGCGGUGUGCAUCUUCUUCCGUGGCGAUCGGAUGAACCCCAUCCUGUGGGCCGAGUUCGAUGGUCAGGUGGAGGCCCGGUCCAGCAACUUCCGGAUCGGCUCCUCCGACCCCAUGCGCAGGCGUCAAGCGCAGGGCGAGAUGUACAGCCCUUGCUUGUUGCUGCGCGUCAGCAAGAUUCGGCAGCCAGGUUCCUGGACCAAGAUCUUCAAGGAGGUCUGGCAGCACAAGCUCAUGGUGAAGGAGCUCGGGCCUCAGGGCCCCCAGCGCUUCACCGGGCUUCCGGACGGCCAGACCUUCCUGCGCGCAGGUUACAACCUGGAUGACCCCGACUUUUGGGGCAAUGUGGACCAGUAUGUGGCAUCCACCAUGAAGCAGUCGGGCUACACCUCGGCGCCAAAGAAGCUCAGCGUCGCCUGA
Messenger RNA from Durusdinium trenchii, 552 nucleotides. The record is from the annotation of a GenBank genome assembly. NCBI's taxonomy places the organism in Eukaryota, Dinophyceae, Suessiales, Symbiodiniaceae.